Schistocerca piceifrons (Central American locust) is the source of this 916-nucleotide messenger RNA. RefSeq lists its product as uncharacterized. Bases 1 to 570 code for a protein of 189 amino acids. The record is from RefSeq and is a predicted model, not a curated record. The transcript is spliced from 3 exons. NCBI's taxonomy places the organism in Eukaryota, Metazoa, Arthropoda, Insecta, Orthoptera, Acrididae.
AUGAUGAAGAGCCUGGUUUUCGCACUUGUGCUGGUUGCUGCAGGAUUCGUGGCGUCGUAUCCGCGCUAUGAGGAGGUGGUGCGCAGCCCCAAGGACUUCGACCUGCUCUACAGCUCGACGUCAGGACCUCACAACGAGACGUGGUACUUUGCCUCCGUAGUCAACCUAACGUCCAUCAUCAUCCCGUCGCAGAUCUUCAACUUCUGGAGCUCAGGUCCAUGGACGAGUGGAUCGUACAAAGAGGAGGUUGACAUUUACGUGUACGAGACGGUACUCGCGAGCGGUUCCGGGUCGCAGACUUACUUGUUGGCGUCUGGCUCCUUCAACGGCACCGCCAGAUUCGGCCAGGAACUGGACAUCCCGCUCAGGAACGCUACGCUCAACGGCGCGCCCCCAGUCGGUCAGUACUUCAACGCCUACAGGGGCUACAAGUACACGGUCAACAUCGUCUUCAAGAAGACCGGCAUCUACCCGUGGUACACGACGAGGACUCUCUCCACCUACUCCGUGGUCUCGGGCAUGACAAAUGGAGUUGGAAUUGCCAUCGGACUGUCGUACACUCUUGUCUGAGAGGUUGUGCCAAAUCAACGCAUCGCUUUGGUUAGCUAUGAGACUCAACUGUCGUAGAGGCUUGCAGACUGGGGCGUUAUUCACUACUCCUGCUGCUAUUGUGGUUCGUGCUACAAACAAUUUGUACAGCCAACUCACUGCUCACAGAAAGCGGCCGAAAAAUGCUUUCUAGGUCUGCAUCUCAGCUUCAGUUUACUAUCAAAAAUAUCAAUGAACUGAAGCUGAGACGCACACAUGGGCAGCAAACAUUUUUCAGCCGCAUCCCAGUAGCACUGAGUCAGCUGGCCGCAUCGUUUGAAGCAAGAAGUCAUUUUCAUUUUGUAUCUGAACCAAAGAUGUUAGGUUC